AUGAAGAUUGUUAGCAGACUCGGCACAGGGAGUUUUUUUGGGAACCUAUGCCUUGUGUUUAUGGUUGUCCUAGGCAUCCAGGCCCUCCUCUGGGGCCUUGGGCAGCUGGAUACUGCAGUGGGGGUGUCCUGGAACACUGCACUCUACUCGGUGGCCGUGGCAGGGAUCAUUGCAUACCAGUUGUGGGUGCUCAGCAGAAGCUACCGCACGGAAGGAGUGUCUGGCAUGCUGAGGCAGGACUGGAGUGCCAUUGGGUGCAUGGUGCCGAUGAUGGUUGGGCUUCCUCAUGCAGGGAUGAUCCGGAGUGGUGUGUACAGCCUGACGAUGGCGGCGUCUGGGGCAGUCAUGCUGUAUGUGCAGGAUGCCAUGAGGUCUGGGAUGUCCCUGAAGCAGGUGUGUGCAAUUGGCGGUGGGAAUCUCGUGCUGGCGGUGGCAUGCCUUGCUGGGUCCAAGAAGCUCUUCAUGCCCGGGGCGUGUGGACUGAGCCAGCGCAUCUGUGUUGGGCUUGUUGUGUUUGUUGCUCUGCUGGUUGUUGUGUCGUAUGCCGAGAAGGGGCGAAGCGGAGGCAAGAAGUACAGUUCUACGGUUGGAAGUGUGGUGUUUGUGAUGACGCUGGCCGCUGUGACCCUUGGAUCAUGGGUGUGUGGGCGUGACUGCCAUGGGGUGUAUGAGGGAAGCACGGAGAUGACGGGGGCGUCUGUUUUGUGA
Encephalitozoon cuniculi GB-M1 is the source of this 708-nucleotide messenger RNA. RefSeq lists its product as uncharacterized. NCBI's taxonomy places the organism in Eukaryota, Fungi, Microsporidia, Unikaryonidae. The record is from RefSeq and is marked provisional. The transcript has a single exon. The coding region runs from base 1 to 708 and encodes 235 amino acids.